UUUAAAAAAGUAUAGUCACAUUCACAUACACAUUGACAUCAUCAUGGCAUGGUCAUAUCCAUCCUCAACAUCUUCAUCCAAUACUACUCCUCGAGAAAAACAUGAAGUGUUCAUUAGUUUUAGAAGUGAAGACACAAGAAACACUUUCACAAGCCAUCUUAAUGGUGCUUUGAAAAGAUUAAAUAUAAGAACUUAUAUAGACAACAAUCUUAAUAGUGGUGAUGAAAUUUCAAAUACUCUUGUUAGGGUAAUUGAAGAAGCCGAGCUCUCCGUUAUUGUUUUCUCAAAAAACUAUGCGGCGUCUAAAUGGUGUUUGGAAGAGCUUAUGAAAAUUCUUGAAUGUAAAAAGACAAAAGGGAAAAUGGUUGUGCCUAUUUUUUAUGAUGUUGAUCCUUCUAAUGUUAGGAACCAAAGGGAAAGCUAUGCUGAGGCUUUUGCUAAACAUGAGAAGAACUUUGAGGAUAAGAUGAAGGUGCAAGAGUGGAGGAAUAGUCUGCUUGAAGCUGCUAACUAUUCUGGUUGGGAUUGCAAUGUUAAUAGGACAGAAUUGGAAAUAGUUGAGGAAAUUGCUAUGGAUGUACUUAUCAAGCUGAAUCAUGUACAUGUUAACGACCUAGAUCAUCAGAUUGCUAAGUUAGAGCAACUUGCAAAGCUCCAAUAUGGAUUCUUUGAAAGCACACUUAAUGUUGCAGAUUUGCAAAAGCAUAAAGCUACUGUUCGACGAAUCACAGAACUUAAUAUGGAGAGAAGUCUUCGCUUGCUUCGCUUGACACCGGAUUUGCUUUCGCAUUUGGAACCAAAUGAUAACAACAGAUUUGGAUUUUAAAAUUUAUGACAACUGAAAUGAUCAAUUGUUGUUUAUUAGUUAUAUGAAGUUUGAUUUUGAUGAGCAUGGUUGAUGAGAUUUCUUAAUAAAGUGAGUACAUGAAUUUAUGGUUGAUGAGUAAAUUUAUUAGUUAUAUGAAGUUUGAUUUUUGUAUGAAA
Messenger RNA from Trifolium pratense (red clover), 984 nucleotides. Its product is annotated as TMV resistance protein N-like. The coding region runs from base 44 to 826 and encodes 260 amino acids. The record is from RefSeq and is a predicted model, not a curated record. Lineage: Eukaryota; Viridiplantae; Streptophyta; Magnoliopsida; Fabales; Fabaceae. The transcript is spliced from 2 exons. Gene Ontology annotation, biological process: signal transduction.